Molecule: messenger RNA, 1144 nt
Organism: Raphanus sativus (radish)
Lineage: Eukaryota; Viridiplantae; Streptophyta; Magnoliopsida; Brassicales; Brassicaceae
Product: probable carboxylesterase SOBER1-like
Exons: 5
Coding region: 76-927 (283 amino acids)
Biological process (GO): protein depalmitoylation
Cellular component (GO): cytoplasm
Molecular function (GO): palmitoyl-(protein) hydrolase activity; carboxylic ester hydrolase activity
Source: RefSeq, a predicted model, not a curated record
UCUGUCAUAAAAAAAAACACAACUUUGAGAGAUCUGUCUCCCGAGUAAAAUGGUGAAGGCAGGAUCGAUAUUGACAUGCGAACAAGCACAUUGACGAAACCGAUCGUUCUCUUCUCGAUCUCACUGUUGAGCACCGUCCUCUUCUUCGCAUUCUUCUUCGAAGACAAGCCUUACUCAUCAUCAUCUCCCUCUUCGUCAGACUCCAUGGCUCGAAGAACCUUCAUCUUGUGGCUUCACGGGCUUGGAGAUUCCGGACCUGCCAACGAACCCAUCAAGUCACUUUUCAAGUCUCCCGAGUUUACCAACACCAAAUGGCUCUUCCCAUCCGCUCCUCCUAAUCCUGUCUCCUGCAAUCAUGGUAUGGUGAUGCCUUCUUGGUUUGACAUCCGUGAGCUUCCUCUUACCGCGGGCUCUCCAAAUGAUGAAAGCAGUGUGCUUGAAGCAGUUAAGAACGUUCAUGCUGUUAUAGAUAAGGAGAUUGCAGGAGGAAUCAAGCCAGAAAACGUGUAUAUCUGUGGAUUUAGCCAAGGAGGGGCAUUAACCUUGGCUAGUGCUCUGCUUUACCCUAAAACUCUUGGAGGAGGUGCAGUCUUUAGUGGAUGGGUUCCAUUCAAUUCUUCUGUCAUCAAUCAGUUUACCAAAGAUGCUAUCAAGGUUUCUAUCUGUUGUUGUUUUUUUCUUUUUCUUGUCAAAUUUUUUAUUUUUCUAGUGACUGUUUUUAAUUUUUUGUGCAUAUGUAGACGCCAAUCUUGUGGUCUCAUGGGAUUGAUGACAAGACUGUACUAUUCGAAGCUGGUCAAGCAGCUCUUCCUUUCCUUCAACAAGCUGGUGUCACUUGUGAAUUUAAGGCAUAUCCAGAUCUUGGACACUCGAUUAGUAAUAAUGAGCUUCAGUAUCUGGAGUCAUGGAUCAAACAGAGGAUGCUGAGUUCCUCUUCUUCUUCUUCUUAAAAGCUUUUGAGAUCGAGUUUGUUUGUCCAACCAGUUCAAUUUUCUAUUUGCUAAAUGGAUAAUCAGAAGAUUGAACAUAUGGAAAUGAUUAAACACUCUAAAAAGAACAACUAAAAUAUUCUAAAAUCUUCCAUUUUAAUUUUGUUCAAUAACUGUGGAUUUAAGAAUAUUUUAUGAAAUGACAAGUUCAAUCA